Endocarpon pusillum Z07020 is the source of this 1662-nucleotide messenger RNA. Its product is annotated as ATP synthase subunit beta. The coding region runs from base 1 to 1662 and encodes 553 amino acids. The record is from RefSeq and is a predicted model, not a curated record. Gene Ontology annotation, biological process: proton transmembrane transport; proton motive force-driven mitochondrial ATP synthesis. NCBI's taxonomy places the organism in Eukaryota, Fungi, Ascomycota, Eurotiomycetes, Verrucariales, Verrucariaceae. Gene Ontology annotation, molecular function: proton-transporting ATP synthase activity, rotational mechanism; ATP binding; ATP hydrolysis activity. The transcript is spliced from 6 exons.
AUGUUCAAAAGUGGCCUUGCUCGGACCUUGGGCAGGUCUGCUUUUGCCCGCCCUGCCAUCAACUCCCGACGCGCGUUCGAACCUCUCCGAAAGCACACCCUCCCAGCAUUAGGUGCACGAUUGGCUACCACCGACGCAGCGAAGAAUGGAAAGAUCCAUCAGGUCAUUGGAGCUGUUGUGGAUGGUACGGAAAUCCCUCAUAUUGUUCAAUCGGGCUACAACGAACUGCUGGAAGCUCCAACAAUGCUCGGUUUGGUGAUAUUGGAGACUAAUUCAGCUCUUGCAGUCAAAUUCGACACCGAACAGCUACCGGAGAUUCUGAAUGCGCUAGAAACCGACAACGGUGGAAACAAGCUUAUUCUGGAGGUGUCGCAACAUUUGGGUGAGAAUGUCGUCCGAUGUAUUGCUAUGGAUGGUACCGAAGGCCUUGUCCGUGGCCACAAAGCAGUCGAUACUGGAGCUCCCAUCAAGAUUCCUGUCGGACCUGGCACUCUUGGUCGCAUCAUGAACGUGACUGGUGACCCAAUUGACGAGCGAGGGCCAAUCAAAGCAAGCAAGAUGAAUCCAAUCCACGCCGAAGCCCCAUCAUUCGUAGAACAAUCCACCAGUGCCGAAGUGCUUGUAACUGGUAUCAAAGUCGUCGAUCUGCUGGCGCCGUACGCUCGUGGUGGAAAGAUUGGUCUCUUCGGUGGUGCUGGGGUUGGCAAGACUGUGUUUAUCCAGGAACUCAUCAACAACAUCGCCAAAGCUCAUGGUGGUUACUCAGUCUUCACCGGCGUCGGCGAGCGAACACGUGAGGGUAACGAUCUCUACCACGAAAUGCAAGAAACGUCCGUUAUCCAGCUCGAUGGCGAGUCUAAGGUCGCACUGGUGUUUGGUCAGAUGAACGAACCACCAGGCGCGCGUGCUCGUGUUGCCUUGACCGGUCUAACGGUUGCGGAGUACUUCCGUGACGAGGAAGGACAGGACGUGCUGCUCUUCAUUGACAACAUUUUCCGAUUCACCCAGGCUGGUUCUGAGGUGUCUGCCUUGCUUGGUCGUAUUCCAUCCGCUGUCGGUUACCAACCAACACUCGCCGUCGACAUGGGUCUGAUGCAGGAACGUAUCACAACCACACAGAAGGGCUCCAUUACAUCCGUGCAAGCCGUCUACGUACCUGCUGACGAUUUGACCGAUCCCGCCCCUGCCACUACCUUUGCCCAUUUGGACGCCACCACUGUGCUGUCCCGUGGUAUUUCCGAACUAGGUAUUUACCCUGCCGUCGAUCCACUCGACUCUAAAUCUCGCAUGUUGGAUCCCCGCGUGGUCGGACAAGAACAUUACGAUACCGCCACUCGUGUUCAACAGAUGUUGCAAGAAUACAAGUCGCUGCAGGAUAUCAUUGCUAUCUUGGGUAUGGACGAGUUGUCAGAAGCCGACAAGCUCACCGUCGAGCGUGCCCGAAAGCUACAAAGAUUCCUCUCGCAACCGUUCACUGUCGCUCAGGUCUUUACUGGUAUCGAGGGCAAGCUGGUCGACCUGAAGGAGACCAUCAAGUCAUUCCAGAAGAUCAUGAACGGUGAGGGUGAUGAUCUGCCCGAAGGCGCUUUCUACAUGGUCGGGGACUUUGACUCGGCGCGUGCCAAGGGUGAGAAGAUCCUGGCGGAAUUGGACAAGGCGUAG